Molecule: messenger RNA, 1903 nt
Organism: Nymphaea colorata (pocket water lily)
Lineage: Eukaryota; Viridiplantae; Streptophyta; Magnoliopsida; Nymphaeales; Nymphaeaceae
Product: probable xyloglucan galactosyltransferase GT19
Exons: 2
Coding region: 207-1505 (432 amino acids)
Molecular function (GO): glycosyltransferase activity
Source: RefSeq, a predicted model, not a curated record
UCACGGCACUAAGAGCCACCACUCUCCCCUUAUUACCAACCAACCCCACAAUCUCGAGAAAAACAACAAGGAAAAGAAAAGAAAAGAUCGGAUAAAGCACGCUGAUCCUCUGUUUCACCGCGACCAAAAUCAAGGCUUUGCUUGCAGAGAUUCCGCUAAGGAACAGGUGCUAAGCCCACCUCCGCACCACCACAUUCACCAUCAUCAUGGUUCAGCCCUUUGUGAAUCUAGUCUCCACCAUCAUCAGCGUCCUUUUCGUCUUCUUCCUCCUCACCGACAGUCUAGUUGCAGAGACAGCGCAGCAGUGUAAUGGCAGAUGGGUACACAUACGUCGACUCCCUCCGAGAUUCAACAUGGAUCUCCUCCACAACUGCUCAGAGUACCCUGUUUGGGACGAUUUCUGCCCUUACCUUGCCAACCACGGUCUCGGCCAGAAGACCCACAACAGAUCCGAGAGUUGGUAUCGAACCGACGCUUCGAUGAUCGAGAUCAUGUUCUACCGCCGGUUCCUCGAGUACUCAUGUCUAACGCAGGACCCAGCGGCCGCCGAUGCCGUCUUCGUCCCUUACUUCGCCGGCAUCGACUCACUCCGCUACCUGUACGGUCCGGAUGUGAAUUCGAGUGCCGAGCACGGAAUCGAAUUGGCGGACUUUCUCCGGUCGGACUCGCCGGAGAUCUGGAGGAGGCACCACGGUCAUGACCAUAUAUUCGUGAUGGGCAGGCCGGCGUGGGAUUUCUGCCGGCCGUUGUCGUGGUCGGAAGGUUGGGGAACGAGCAUCCUUGAAUUGCCGGAGCUACUGAACGUGACGGCCAUGAUUCUGGAGUCGCGGGCGUGGGCUUGGCAGGAGCAGGCGGUGCCUCAUCCGACUUCCUUUCAUCCGGCCAGCAUCGGCCGGCUGCAAUCGUGGGUGGGCCGCGUUAGGCGGUCGCGGAGAACGACGCUGAUGCUGUUUGCCGGCGGCGGAGGAACCUCCCAAUCCCCGAAUAUCCGGCGGUCGAUUCGGCUUGAGUGCGAAGAGAGGCCUGACCUCUGCUCCAUCGUCGAGUGCUCCGGAGGUGUGUGCGAGCACGACCCCAUCCUGUACAUGAAGCCGAUGCUGCAUGCGAAGUUCUGUCUUCAGCCUCCCGGAGAUACGCCGACAAGGAGAUCGACGUUCGACGGGAUGAUCGCCGGCUGCAUCCCCGUAUUCUUUGAAGAGCUGUCUGCCAAGAAACAGUUUACUUGGCAUCUUCCGGAGGACGAGUAUGACCGGUUCUCAGUUUUUGUACCUAAGGAUGAAGUGGUGUGGAACGGGCUGAACAUCAGUGAUGUUCUGAUGAGGAUACCAGAGGAGCAAGUUGGGAGGAUGAGGGACAGGGUGAUCGAAUUGAUGCCGAAGAUUAUGUACAGACGGCACGGUAGCUCCCCUGGACUGAAGAGGGUUAAGGAUGCUUUCGAUGUUGCGGUAGACGGCGCUCUUCAGAGAAUAAAGAACAGGAUAUCAGGAUCUGGGCUUGUUACUUGAAGCCGAUUUAAGAAGGUGAGGAAGAUAUACUUUCAGAACAGUUUGUCGAUUCUCACUUAUGUUGCUGAUAGAGCAACGAAGAGGCACCGUUGCUGAAUUUUUGGUGGUUAGAUCAUCGGAGGUUGGGAUCAAUUGAUCGAUCAAUCCCUAGUUUCUCCAUGUAUUUUUAACAUUAAUUUAUUUCUUUUCCACGAUAAUAUAUAGUUUUCCUGUUUCCUUUUUAUGUAUCAAAUCUUUCCCCUUAUCAUCAAAGCGUGUCUGUAAGUCAUGCCACUGUUGCAACGGUUACAGUUGAAAUGCUAAUUUUGUUUCAGAUAAGAAAUCAAUGAAUGAUUGUACACAAAUGUAUAGUGGACAUAAUAAAGUACAAUUACAACUCCUUUGCAUGGCUUUUUCAA